AAAGCAAGAGGCAAUACAAAUGAGAACCGCCCCUUCCCUCUCUGGCCUUCUCCCAUUCUCCGCUUCGUACAUUCAGUCGGGUCAAGUUCUCCAUUAGUUUUGCUUGUGGCGGGAACGCACUUUUGGCGACAUUGUCGCCGAUUUGUUCCUUUUUCCGGAACUGAAUUAACCAUAUGCAAGUUUGUGUGCCUUGGCAUUGCAUCAGCACUGAGUAAUAAGGAUGCCUCUAUUGAAAAGAAAGGCGUUUCCCUUGGCUGAACUGCCUGAUGAUUUGGAGUCUCAUGAGCUUGUAUACCAAGUUCGAACUACAAAAGAGAUAUUUCGAGACUACGGUGAAUAUCUGAACCGGAUAAAUUUGUAUCGCCAGAGAAUUUGGAUGUGCAAAGUCUCUGGAAAAACUAAUUUGACUUAUGAAGAGGCUUUGCUAUCAGAAGAACGUGCUACUGAGAAGGUUCAGCAGUUUCCCAAGGAGCUCAUGGCACCUGCACUACAGAUUAUCCAAUACAGUAUGCUUUCGUUGAAAGAUCUUGCUGACAUCAUAGCCACAAAGUUGCAGGAUCACAUAUAUGUGGGUGCUGAAAUGUAUGGGAGAAAGGGUGAUGAUAUGUAUCCAUGCAAAAUAUCAAAGGUUAUUGAAGAAAGUGUUGGAAAAGUUGAAUAUGAGGUAGCUUGGCUUGACAGGAAUAAGGAAGUUAUGGAAACUUCAGUAAUAAAUCAGGAAGACCUGAGACAGAAGAAGCCACCAUUUAGUAGAAGUUUUUUGAAAUCUUUUAUUCGGGAAUCUACAUACCGAAAUGCUCCUUGGGUGCUCCAUGGUAAACUUGCACAAAUUCAUGGAAUCUCAACAAGUGUUCCGGAGAACUUAAGGGGCAAAGUCUCUUUCAAGGAUGGUUUACUAGUCUGCAAUAAGAGAAGGAAAAACAAGGAGGAAGCAAAACAUGAACGUCAAAAUUUUAAAAGGAAAAAAGUUGAAGGUUCAGCUAUAGAAGAAGGUGACGAACCAGCAGAAGAACCUAUCAAGUAUCCAAUUGAUGACCUUUUGGUGCAACCAGAUGCAGAUGAUCCAGUUUUCACGGAUCGCCCUUCGCCAUUGACAGACUUUAAUGUCCCAAUGGAAUGUGUUGGUGACCUUUUGAUGGUUUGGGAUUUUUGUUCUUCGUUUGGUAGGCUUUUGCACUUGUGGCCAUUCUCUCUUGAAGAUUUUGAGAAUGCUAUCAACCACAAGAUGGGCAAUUUGAUUCUUCUUGUGGAAACUCAUUCGGCUCUUCUCCGGUUGCUCAUGAAAGACAAUGACGAAUAUUCUUCAACCAUACGGAAAAGAAAUCGAAAGUUGAAGAUAACUCUAAUUACUUGGACAGAGUAUUUGUGCGAUUUUCUAGAUAUGGUGAACAGUUCUGAGUUACGUGGUUACAUAGCAACUAUCAAGCGGGGGCAUUAUGGCAUUUUAGAUGCUCAUGCUAAAUUGCUAAUCUUGCGAGAAUUGGUCAGUCAUGCACUUGAAACAAAUACUCUUAGAGAGAAGUUGGCUAAGUUUGUUGAACAGAGGCAGGCACUUGGAGCCACAAUAAGGGGGGAAGCAUUGGAGGAAGCUAGAAAGAAAAGAGAAGAGAAAGAUCGUUCGAGAGCAGAGUAUGAUUCCAAUCAAGUUGUGGAUUUGGAGAGUAAAGGAAGUGCAUCAACAAAUGGUAAUCAUAUGAGACAGAACGGAGACAUAGUAAAGAAAAUAAAUGGUGAAAUCCAAACAUCUAAACAGAAUUGUGCAUCAGAGAAAAGUGAGAGCAAUCAAAUUGACAAUGCACCAAAGAAAACGGCCAGGAAACAGAACUUGGAAGUGGACAUCCCAAUACCCAAUGGGAAGGGUUUAUCUGAGAAGGACCCACAUGAAUGGUCAAGGGAUGAUAGAAAGGAAGUCACCGGAAUGAAAAGCAAAGAACAGAGGAAGGAAUAUUAUGAGCGGGAGAUUGAGAAGCGGGUUAUACGUACCAAUUCGUUGGGUAAAGACCGAAAUUAUAACAGAUAUUGGUGGUUCCAGCGUGAUGGAAGAAUAUUUGUUGAGAGUUCUGACUCCAAGCAGUGGGGGAAUUACAGUAGUAAGGAAGAGCUGUAUUUGUUGAUCGGCUCGCUGAAUUGCAAGGGUGAGAGAGAGAGGGCACUUAAAAAGCAGCUGGAAAAAUUCAAUAGCAGAAUAUGCCUGGAGAUGGAAAAGAGAUCAAAGGACUUGGUUCAAGAGGUUGCAUUGGAGGAAGCAGUGCUGCGAAGGUCUUCUCGUGUAAGAGCCCCACCGAAGAAAAAUCCUGCCAAUGCUUUCCUAGAGUACGUUAACAAGUGGAAGGAAGACUAAUUGAGCUCCCAUUUUUGGUUUUUCUCUGUUCUGUUUUUGAGUCCAUUAGUCUAGUGAUUGCUUGGCUUUGGGGAGUAUCUCUGGAGUUGAGGGGGGGGGCCAAGGAAAGCGGUGACGGAUAAGUAGGAAGGAGAGGAAUAGGGAUGGAGCGGUUUUCUUUUGUUACUGUCAAUUUUUUGGUAUCCAUUCCUCUAGCACUUCAAGUAGACAGACUUUUAUUUUUUAGCUCAAUACUCAAUUUGAGCAAAUACUCAAUUUCUACAAUCUGAGGGAUCAAAUUAUGAGGUUAUGGUCA
Messenger RNA from Pyrus x bretschneideri (Chinese white pear), 2636 nucleotides. Its product is annotated as DDT domain-containing protein DDB_G0282237. The transcript has 12 exons. The record is from RefSeq and is a predicted model, not a curated record. NCBI's taxonomy places the organism in Eukaryota, Viridiplantae, Streptophyta, Magnoliopsida, Rosales, Rosaceae. Bases 221 to 2341 code for a protein of 706 amino acids.